UUGCCGUAGUUGUCAGUGCGACUUUCUCAGGAUGUUGCUGCCGUUUUUUAUGUAGCACAGCAUUUCGGCUUCUCUAAACAUGUCUUUUAAUGGAGGAGGAACCAGGGGAUUUUACUUUAACACCGUUUUAUCUUUGGCACGGUCGUUGGCAGCUCACCGGCACGCACCCAUAGAAAAGGUGCAGAAAUUACAAUGCAUGUGCCCGGUGGACUUCAGAGGCAUCUUCCACCUGGAUGAGAGGAGGAGGGACGCUGUUGUUGCAUUGGGUAUCUUUCUUGUUGAGUCAGACCUGCAGCACAAAGAGUCUAUCGUCCCCUACCUUCUGGGCUUACUUAAAGGGCUUCAUAAAGUACAAUGGAUUGAAGAAAGCUCAGAGCGCAAAGGAAAAGAGAGCCUUCCUGUUGCAGAGAACUUCAGCUUUUGUCUUGUAACGCUGCUGUCAGAUGUUGCCCACCGCGAUGAGACCUUACGAGGACAGAUCCUGGCGGCAGUUAUGGAUGUUAUGCAUGUGUUGCACAGUAUCUGCAAGACUCCAGAGUCUCAUGAUAAAGAGUACCUGUGCAGGUACACAGUGCCAUGUCUACUUGGCGUGGCCCGAGCAUUUGGCAGAUACACCAACACUGAUGAGCCUUUACUCUCAAAGCUGUUCCCCCAACCAGUCCCUCCCGUGUUGUCCGUUGAUGACGACGGUGAUGUAACUCACCGCCGGUCUUUCAAUGACUUCCGUUGUAUCUUGCCCAGCUCUUUGCUCACAGUAUGUCAGGCAGACACUUUGAGGCGGAAAGGUUCUUCUGUGUCCAGUAUGUCACAGCAGGCCAGUCCAGAGAGAGCAGGUCUCACCCCCAGCUCACCUGCAGAUCCCUCUGCACACUACUACGAAGGCUCUUACCUCCCUGAUGGCAGUGCAGUGGAUCCUGAUUACUACUUCUCAACCAUAAGCUCCAGCUUCUCGGUUUCUCCUCUCUUUACUGGCAGCAGUGGUGGAGACUUUCAUAUCCCUCUUGAUAUGCUUAGACAGCUCCUUCUCAUGGUGAAUCAGUUUGUCUCUGAAUCGUUUUUGAAAUCCCUGGAUGACACCUUGACAGAAUUGACAGAGUUGAAUCCUGGUAUUCAUCUGUACUACAAAACCUUCAGUGACCCACUGUAUGUAGCAACCUUUAAAAUGCUAAGGGACACCCUGUACAAUUUGAAAGAUCUUCAGAUAGACUUUGUGAAGGAGGUUCACGACUUUGUCCUGGAACAGUUCAGCAGCAGUCAGUCAGAGCUGCAGAGGAUCCUGCAUGAUGUGGAGUACCUUCAGAGUGAACUGAGCCCACUCAAGCUGCGCUGUCAGGCCAACGCCGCCUGUGUGGAUCUGAUGGUGUGGGCUGUUACCGAGGAGCAGGGAGCUGAGAACCUUUGCACCAAAUUAUCAGAGAAGCUCCAGUCGAAGACAUCGAGCAAAGUCAUCAUUGCUCACAUGCCCCUCCUCAUUUGCUGCUUACAGGGGUUGGGUCGUCUGUGUGAGCGCUUUCCAGUGGUAGCCCACUCUGUCACCACGUCACUGAGAGACUUCUUGGUCGUUCCGUCUCCUGUUUUAGUGAAGCUCCAUAAAUACCACAGUCAGUACACUGCAGGAGGAAGUGAGAUAAAGAUCCACAUAACCAACGAACAUUUUCAGUCGACCCUCACCACGCAGUCCAGUAAGAAGAACCAGCCCUCCAUGUAUGAACAGCUGCGGGACAUCUCCAUCGAUAAUAUCUGCAGGUGCCUGAAAGCUGGAUUGACGAUGGAUAAUGUAAUCGUGGAAGCUUUUCUUGCCAGUCUGUCUAAUCGUCUGUAUAUAUAUCAGGAAAAUGAUAAAGAUGCCCAUUUGAUCCCAGACCACACCAUCAGAGCGUUGGGUCACAUUGCUGUGGCCUUACGAGACACUCCUAGAGUGAUGGAGCCUAUCCUUCAGAUCCUUCAGCAGAAAUUCUGUCAGCCCCCCUCCCAGCUUGAUGUCCUCAUCAUAGACCAGCUAGGCUGCAUGGUCAUCACAGGCAAUCAAUACAUCUAUCAGGAAGUUUGGAAUUUGUUCCAGCAGAUAAGUGUGAAGGCCAGCUCCAUGAUCUAUUCUGCCAAAGACUACAAAGACCAUGGCUACAGACACUGUUCCUUGGCGGUGAUAAAUGCUCUGGGCAACAUAGCAGCGAACCUUCAGGCUGAGCACAUGGUGGAUGAACUCUUGGUCAACCUGCUUGAGCUGUUUGUUCAACUGGGUUUAGAAGGAAAGAGAGCCAGUGAGAGGGCCUCGGACAAAGGCCCCACUCUAAAGGCUUCAAGCAGUGCUGGAAACCUUGGUGUGCUUAUUCCAGUUAUUGCAGUGCUCACGAAGAGGUUACCACCAAUCAAGGAGGCAAAGCCACGUUUGCAGAAGCUUUUCAGGGACUUCUGGCUGUAUUCUGUGGUCAUGGGAUUUGCUGUUGAGGGUUCAGGUCUGUGGCCUGAAGAAUGGUAUGAGGGAGUUUGCGAAAUUGCAACUAAAUCGUCACUGCUCACAUUUCCCAGCGGAGAACCUUUACGCUCUGAACUACAGUACAACUCUGCACUGAAGAAUGACACCGUCACUCCAGCUGAGCUGAAUGAUCUGCGUAGUACCAUCAUCAACCUUCUUGAUCCUCCUCCUGAGGUGGCUGCUCUCAUCAAUAAAUUGGACUUUGCCAUGUCCACGUAUUUGCUUUCGGUUUACAGACUAGAAUACAUGAGGAUGCUGCAUGCUCUGGACUCUGAUCGUUUUCAGGUGAUGUUUCGAUACUUUGAAGACAGAGCAAUACAAAAGGAUAAAUCUGGUAUGAUGCAGUGUGUAAUUGCUGUUGGUGACAAAGUUUUUGAGGUCUUCCUACAGAUGAUGGCUGACAAACCAAAAACUAAAGCUCAUGAGGAAGAGUUAGAAUGUCACGCUCAGUUCCUGUUGGUCAACUUCAAUCACAUUCACAAGAGGAUCCGAAGAGUGGCUGACAAGUAUUUGUCUGGCCUUGCUGAAACAUUUCCACACUUGUUGUGGAGUGGUCGCGUGCUGAAAACCAUGUUGGACAUCUUGCAGACGCUCUCUGUCUCACUCAGUGCAGACAUUCACAAAGACCAACCUUAUUAUGACAUACCAGACACGCCUUACAGGAUCACUGUCCCAGAUACAUAUGAAGCCAGAGAGAGCAUAGUGAAGGAUUUUGCAGCUCGAUGUGGAGAGAUCCUUAAGGAGGCUAUGAAAUGGGCUCCAUCCGUGACCAAAUCUCACCUACAGGAGUAUCUGAACAAACAUCAGAACUGGGUGUCAGGCCUCUCCCAGCACACAGGUCUUGCCAUGGCUACAGAAAGCAUCCUGCAUUUUGCUGGUUACAACAGACAAAGCGUCACUCUUGGGUCAACUCAGCUGACUGAGAGGCCAGCCUGUGUGAAAAAGGACUACUCUAACUUCAUGGCCUCCCUCAACCUCAGGAACAGAUAUGCAGGAGAGGUGUCAGGUAUGAUUCACUUUGCACAGACGGUACGUGCGCAGUCUGAUCUUAGCCGGCUGAUGGUUAAAGAGAUGGGAGAAGCUCUGGACUCUGCACAGCCUGAGGCCUUCACUGAGGCCAUGUUCAAGUUGGCAGCGUUACUCAUCAGCACCAAAGACUGUGACCCUCAGCUGCUGCACCACCUCUGCUGGUCUCCUCUUAAGAUGUUCACAGAGCACGGCAUGGAAACUGCUAUUGCUUGCUGGGAGUGGCUGCUGGCAGCACGAGCUGGUGUUGAAGUACCGUUUAUGCGGGAGAUGGCAGGAGCAUGGCAGAUGACUGUGGAGUUGAAGAUGGGCUUGUUCUCGGAUGCUCAGCUGGAAGCUGAUCCUCUGGCUGCAUCAGAGGAGAGUCAGCCUGUCCCUUGCCCUCCAGAGGUUACUCCUCACCACAUUUGGAUAGAGUUUCUAGUCCAGAGGUUUGAGAUAGCCAAGUACUCUAGUGCAGAUCAAGUGGAGAUCUUUGGCAGUUUGCUUCAGCGCUCCAUUUCUCUGAAUGUUGGUGGGGCUACGAGUAGCCUCAACCGCCAUGUAGCUGCUAUUGGACCUCGCUUCAGGCUUUUGACUCUUGGUCUGGCUCUACUCCACUCUGAUGUCAUUACCAAUGCGACUGUAAGAAAUGUGCUGCGAGAGAAGAUCUAUUCCACAGCCUUUGAUUACUUCAGCGUGUCUCCAAAGUUUCCCACCCAGGGUGACAAGCGUCUCCGCGAGGACAUCAGUAUCAUGAUUCGGUUUUAUGCUAGCAUCCUGUCUGACAAGAAGUACCUGGCUGCGUGCCACUUGGUACCACCUGGUGAGCUUGGCACUACUCCAACCCCGAGCACCCUCUCUGCUGGGAUAUUUGGAUCGCUUAUCGUGUCCAGCACUUCUCCGAUAUCAAUCUUAAAUAAUCAGGACCCAUCACUGAAUAGUUUGACAGUGAUGAAUGCCGCUGAUCUCAGGAGCACUGUGGACUCCAGCUCUCGCUCCCAGCAGAGCAGCCAGGGUUGGAUCAACACUUACCCACUGUCCAGUGGCAUGUCCACCACUUCCAAGAAAUCAGGCACAUCCAAGAAAAAUAACAGAGGGACACAGCUGCAUAAAUACUACAUGAAACGUAGGACGCUGUUGCUUUCCUUACUGGCCAGUGAGAUUGAAAGAUUGACAACAUGGUACAACCCCCUUUCCACCCAAGAACUGGCCAUCUUCACAGAGCAAUCCGUGGAGACCAGUAUCGCCAACUGGAGGUCCAAGUACAUCAGUCUGACUGAGAAACAGUGGAAGGACAAUGUCAACCUGGCCUGGAAUAUUGCACCCUACCUGGCUAUCCAGUUGCCAAAUAGGUUCAAAAAUGAGGCCAUUGUUGCUGAGGUAACCAGGCUGGUGAGACUGGACCCUGGAGCAGUCAGUGACGUACCUGAGGCCGUCAAGUUCCUGGUCACGUGGCACACGAUUGAUGCUGACUCUCCUGAGUUGAGCCACAUCUUAUGCUGGGCUCCAGCAGAUCCACCCACCGGUCUGUCCUACUUCAGCAGCAUGUAUCCUCCUCAUCCCCUCACUGCUCAGUACGGGGUAAAAGUGCUGCGGUCUUUCCCUCCAGAUGCCAUUUUGUUCUACAUUCCUCAGAUUGUACAGGCCCUCCGCUAUGACAAGAUGGGUUAUGUGAGAGAAUACAUCCUGUGGGCAGCACAAACGUCUCAGCUACUCGCCCACCAGUUCAUCUGGAACAUGAAGACCAACAUCUACUUGGAUGAGGAGGGACACCAGAAGGAUCCGGACAUUGGGGAGCUGUUGGAGCAGAUGGUUGAGGAGAUCACAGGCUCUCUGUCGGGCCCAGCAAAGGACUUCUACCAGAGGGAGUUUGACUUCUUCAACAAGAUCACAAAUGUGUCUGCAGUUAUAAAGCCAGUUCCAAAGGGGGACGAGAGAAAAAGGGCUUGUCUCAAAGCUCUGUCUGAUAUCAAAGUGCAGCCAGGCUGUUACCUACCAAGUAAUCCUGAAGCCAUUGUCCUCGACAUCGACUACAAGUCUGGAACACCAAUGCAGAGUGCUGCCAAAGCUCCCUAUCUAGCCAAGUUUAAGGUGAAGCGCUGUGGGGUGAAUGAACUGGAACGGGAGGGUCUUAGCUGCCACAUGGACUCCACAGAAGAUGGAGAGGAGAACCCAGAUGGAACACGCAGAGCUUGUUGGCAGGCUGCCAUCUUCAAAGUGGGAGAUGACUGUCGACAGGACAUGCUCGCUCUGCAGAUUAUUGGACUUUUCAAGAAUAUUUUCCAGUUAGUGGGUCUUGAUCUGUUUGUUUUCCCCUACAGAGUGGUGGCAACUGCACCAGGGUGUGGCGUGAUCGAGUGUAUCCCAGACUGUAAAUCCCGGGACCAACUUGGCCGGCAGACUGACUUCGGGAUGUACGAUUACUUCUGCAACCAGUACGGAGAUGAAUCCACCCUGGAUUUUCAGAAGGCGCGGUACAACUUCAUCCGCAGUAUGGCCGCCUACAGUCUGCUGCUGUUCUUGCUUCAGAUUAAAGACAGACACAACGGCAACAUCAUGCUGGACAGCAAAGGCCAUCUCAUCCACAUCGACUUUGGUUUCAUGUUUGAGAGCUCUCCUGGUGGGAACCUGGGCUGGGAGCCAGACAUCAAGCUGACCGAUGAGAUGGUGAUGAUCAUGGGAGGCAAGAUGGAGGCCACGCCCUUCAAAUGGUUCAUGGAGAUGUGUGUCCGUGGAUAUCUGUCUGUUCGACCCUACAUGGACGCUGUGGUUUCUUUAGUGACCCUCAUGCUGGACACUGGACUGCCAUGUUUCAGAGGACAAACUAUUAAACUCCUCAAAGGACGCUUUAAUCCUCAAAUGAGUGAGAAAGAAGCAGCGGCAUACAUCAUCAAAGUCAUCCAAAGCUGUUUCCUCAGCAGCAGGAGCAAAACGUACGACAUGCUGCAGUACUACCAGAACCAAAUUCCGUACUGAAGACGUGGUCUUGUGUUCCAGUUUCUACUGUAUGUUCUUUACAAAUAUCUACACAAGCAAUGCAAACCUUUUUUUGUUGUUGGGGGGGGUGGGGUGGAGUGAGUGACAACAUUGUGGCACUUUGAUGAGAAUUUUCCACUUUUAUUCAGCAUAACUUUAACUUGAAAGUUAAGAACAUGUAUAACUUUGACCAGAACAGGGAUUUGAAUCACCCUUUAAGUGUUCGUUCUUGAUGCCGCUGUUUUUUUUUAUGUUUGUUUGUUUGUUUUUUUUAAGUAAAAACACAAGAGGAAGCUAGCAGCAAAGGGAGCCAUAUUUACUAUGUUUGUUAAAUUGUCUGUUCAGAAUUUAUCUUAACAGAAUGUUCUUUGUACUAUGCUGUUUUGCACUUUUGUGUACUUUAUUAAUCAGACUACUUCAUUGGCUUUGCCUGCCUGAAAAAAAAUCAAUAGAUUAAAUGUUACACAUUAAACGUUUUAAAAGUCUGUAACUAUAUAACUGAACAAUUAGAUUUCAGUGUUUCGAUUUAGACAAGGAGAUGAGGUAACGUAUAGAUGAAAUUCAAAUAUUUAUGUACUAAUCAAAGUCUGACAGUGCUCCUUACAAUAUAAAGUAAGUAGAAAACCGACCAAAUAUGCUGUAGUAUUUACUGUAUAAUCACAUUAAGAUGAGUUGCUGUUCAAUGAAUUGUUACUGAUAGAUGUUAUAUGUGAAGAGGAUAUUUAAACCGUUUUUAGAGAAUUAAUUGUGCUGCCUUGAUGCGCGCCCUCAGAGCCAGACAUGCAACGGCUUUGAGAUUAAACUGGUUGCAUGGAUGUGAUGCAGCUCACAGUCUGCAUGUUUAACGAGUACAGUCAGGUUUAUAAGCAGUUGGACAGCAAUUUAUAUUUUGCCUCUGUACAUCACCACAAUGGAGCUGAAAUGACGCAGUCAAACAGGGGUGGGCUGUAAGACCUAAAAUUAAUAUCAUAGUAUUUUUUGCCUUUUUGGACAGUGAUGGUGUUAUAUCACAGUAUUACUUAUUUUUUUCCUCAGAGUUACGGGAGGACAAGCAUAUCCUGUCCUUUUAUGUUAUUAAAAAAAAAUGUAUAUUUUGCUCAUUAAAACCAUGGAAAGUGUCAUUGUCAAUUGGGAGAUAUAGGAGAGUAAUAAUAUGCAUUCUCAAUAUUGAAUGUAUCUGGGUGGAGCUUAUUAAUGCGAGGUAAAAUGAAAGCAUCUGGGUUGUAUUUCUGUUACAUAUGAAGCAGAGGUCAUAGAUAAACUCUCAGGCCUAAACUAUAUUCAUAGCAAGAGAAUGUCCGUGAAAGCACUCAUGGAAUUGUGGGACUUGGUAGAUGUUUAAUAUUAAACCUCAAACACUUGGAAAUUAAAAUAGUCCAUAUUAAAGUCUUGCUCAAAUAAGCUCAUGAUUAAAGAGGUUCGUGUUGUGCAAAACCAAUUUCAAUUAUAUCUUUUACGUUUUCAUAUCUGCACCUUCAAAGUUAAAAUCUGGAUGAAAAGAUUCAUGAAUCAAAGAUUUUUACAGUUUUAAAUGUUUAACACAUCUGUGGUUGUUUUGUUAGAGAUUGUUGAGGCUUUUAAAUGACCCUAUACUCAGGUGCGACUUGUAUACCGAAAAAUCAUGUAUUUGUUAUUCAGAAUAAUAAUUAUAGUAACUAUUUAUAUAAGACUUUAAAAUGAAUGAAAGCACUAAACAAAAUAAACUAUAUUAUUAUAUGGCUACGACGCUACGUCUGCUCUGAUUGGCUGAUUUCCGGUCUGAUAUUUUCCCAUAUCAGACCGUUACCAUGACAAUCAGUCCGAAUCACGUAUCAGAUUUACAACUUUGACAUUUGAUGUUUUCCCUCGUUGAAUUAGAGGAAUUAACAGCAAACAAGAUUGAAGUGGACAUGCAAAAUGAAGCCCAACAAGAUGAAAACACAGCUCCUAACAGUCAAGAACAGAUUGGAAACUUCUUUACAAACCAGAAAGCUAAAAACAUGAUUAGGAAAACCAAGUUGGACAUGAAUAUACUCCAUAAAUAUCUAUUAAAUUUUGACGAUGCAGCUUAAAAACAGCCAUAAUAAACGAUUUCUUAACCUUGCUGGCUCAAUUAAUAACCUGUUAAUAUUAAAAGAAUAAAUGCCAAUAAUAAGACAUACACUGCUGCAGUGUACAAAAAAUCCCAGAUUAAUUAUCUGAUAAUACUGAAAAAACGUGAUUAUGCUCCAGUGCGGCUUCAACAGGCCUUUUUUAACAGGUGCGACUUAUACUCCGGAAAAUGCGGUACAUUUAGAAUAAAAAUAUUGAACAGGUGUUAUGAAAUGGGGGAAAAAACUGAGCUUUGAUCAUCACAGCCUCAGUGCUGCUGAUCCAAGCUGUAGCUGCACUGAAAUAAUUGAUACAAAUUUUUGUUGGCAUGAUUAAAAAUAUAUAUACAUAUAAAUUUGAAUUUAUUAGACACCCAUGCAUAACAGAAAUUCACUCAUAUACAAACAGCCAAAUUCAUAACGGAAAAGUCAAAGGUGAAAAGAAAUAUAAAUACAUAUUAUAUUAUAUUAUAUAAAUAUAUAUUUUUGGCCUGGCAGGUGUUCUUGUUGGUCUGAUUUCUCACAGUAUUGCUCAGUUCAUAUUGUGGUACACCAUCGCACCAGUGAUGACUGAUACACUGGUGUACCACCAACUACAUGUAAGUCCUGUACAGGUCCUGAGCCCUGUCAGAGCCCGUUGUUACCUUUAGAUAUCGUACAAGGAAGUGGUUGAGAGUCUAUGCUGCCAACUGAACAGACAACAAUCCAUCACUUGUUACUUUCCCAUCUGAGGCUGGUACCCAUUUACAGCUGGGUGGUCUAGGACAGUGCAGGUGAAGUGUCUUGUCAAGGACACAAACUGGUAGCUUCAAUGUGAAUUGAACCCCAGAUUUUUGGGUAACAGUCCCACUCUUGUACCACUCAUCUUCCUCAUCUCCUCACAUGACAAGGACAUAUUGAUUGUUUCAUUUCAACUCCAUUGUGGUGGACUUGAUAUAAAAAAUGGUUUCUGUCCAAACACAUAUCUUCUUGACUGUAAAUAUAGAUGAUAGAUCUAUUUUUUACCUUGUGUUCAAACACGUCUGCCUGCCCUUUACCUUGAGUGCAGCCCGGUUUUAAACAUUCCGCUCCAGUAUUCUACUCGUGUCCAGCCUCCUUGGUUUGGGGUUGACUUAGUAUAUUGCUGUUAUUUAUGCAGAUGAUAAUUUUACCUAAGAAGCCAUUUCUCACAACUGUAGUGAUACUUGAGUAAAAGAAAAAAACCCUAACCUUAUGCAAUAUCUUCAUGUGUACUGAUGUAUUUGUGUUGAACAAAUGAGAUUGCUGUAAUACUCAUCAAUUUAAUGUUUUAUGAGAACUGCUGCAGUAUGAGUCACUGUAUGUAUGUUUACCGCAACAUAUUUAAGGAUGAAAUCAUAUAUUGGUAUAAAAGUACACAGGAAAAAAAACCUCUUUAAGAGCCAGUUUUUUAUAAGAGUCAGGCAGAUUUCUAUUACAGGGUGAGUCAUGACCCCUUCAGAUUUGUCCCAAAAAAUUUUAUGGGUAGAUAUACAUUGGAAAGGAACAGAAAUCACAUUUUGUACCCUUGAUAGGGUCUGCUUUUUUUUUUUUUUUUUUUUUUUUUUUUUGGUCCUGGAAAUUUGGGGUCAAAUAUGGUAAAUUGGCAACUAUCUCCGAUUUUAAUGAAACUUGCGGAAUUUGCUCCCAUAACAAGGUAAACAAGCUUCUGUAAGUUUGAGUGCAGUGUCACAAGCCAUUCUUGCUGUAGGCUGCCACCUGGUGGCCAAAUAGGAACUAAACUGCAAAAAAUAAACAAGGUUUGGUUCUUAUGAAAAAUGUACAAAACUUUGAUGACAAUAGGACAAAUGGAUCAUGAAAUAUAUGGUUAUUUGAAAGUGUUCAUUUUUGCCAAAUACUGCAAGUUUCAUGAAAAUCAGAGGAAGUUGCCAAUUUACCAUAUCUGGCCUCUUCGUGAAGUGGUCCAACAAAACUCGUGUAAAAAGGUUCAAUACAAAAAACAGCCACAAAACUCUCUUUACCACUGAAACUAGAGAUGCUGAGUGACAAUAUGAGCCAUAUUUUAUUACUUUUGACUUAAGGCGCAUGGGGAAAUCACUAUGCGAAAAAGUGGUCAUUUUGCAUUUUGGAGGCAACAAGCGCCCCCUAUACUUGUGUGGCCAAAGUCAGCCACCAAAAUUUUCAGCAAAAUCAAAGUUACAGGUCCUAAUUUAUCAUUAUAUGCAUGAAAGACCUUGGCUGACGAAGGGCGCAGGCCACACCGCCCCUGUGAAAAUAUGCACAAUUACAAAAAAUUGUGAUUUGCAGUGCCACCUAUGGCCUGCGCCCUGAGUCAGCUGCCAAAGUUUUUACAUUUUUGAAGAGUCCAUACCUGAUAGACUAACACAAAUGAAAAUCAAUUUGACGCACGGAAAUUUGAGCAUUUGAAAACCUAAAUUUUGUGUUUUCGCCAUUUGGCUCAUUUUGACCCCAGAUUUCCAGGACUUCCUAAAAAAAAAAAAAAAAAAAAAAAAAAGCAGACCCUAUCAAGGAUUAAAAAAUGUGAUUUGCAUUUGUUUUUAACAUAUCUACCCAUUUAAAAAAAAAAAAAAAAAAAAUUGGACAAAUCUGAAGGGGUCAUAAACCACAUGCCUGACUUAUAAAAACUGGCUCUUAUGGGUUUUUUUUUUUUAAGGAUAUUUGAGGGAGCUGUCAUGACGUUCAUUUUAUUGUCAUUAACUGUAGUUGCUGUUAGUUUAUAGGACAACUCUGACAUUUUUUUCAAUCUUGGCUCUAUUUUUAAAGGUUUUGGGGGACAUAUUAUCAUUUGGUCGAAACUUAAUCAGCACAUUAAUGAUGUAGAAUGCAAACACCGCUACAGGCUAACCAGCUACUGAGUGUUAUUGGACUUGGCAUGAAGAAUACUGAGGAAACUGCUUAUUUUCCCCACUGAACAGGCAACAUUAGAAGUGUCCAGUUGCACGGACAGUUUCCCUGCAGAGGUAAAUGUGCAUGUUUACAUGAUUAAAUGUAAUUAUCCUUUUUAAUACUGCUGAUGAGGGGCACAGGGUCUAACAAAACAAGCUCCUCAGCUAUUCAGUGAUGAGUUUUUCUUGUUGCCCCGUCCUGUCACUUAGCUGGUUAUUCUGCACUUACGCAUAGGCAGGAUGCUUUCUGAAUAUCAUAUUCCCGUCAUCUGUGGCACAUUCCUGACAUUCUUAAUGAGACUUAACGCAUCUGAAUAGGUUCUCUAACAGUGCAUGUCGGUAUGUGACAUGUGAUAUUCGUGGAGCAUGUUUUUGGCUGGCAAAAAAAUCUUGCACGAAUUUCACAAAUAUCCCCGAUUCCUGGAGUUCACAACUGAGCGCCUCGAUACAUGGUGAUCUGUAACGGAGUGUGACAGCAGUCGUAGUGUAUUCUUGAUGGUUCUUAGAGUCCAUACUGUCGGGCAUCGUUACAUGAAAGCUGUCAAAAACUGACAAGAUGGUCACAUGGUUCAUGCGGUGUCGCGUAUCACUGUGCCCCACUACGAAUCACUGAUUUCUCACAGGUGCGCGCUCACAAUUGUUAUAAACCCUGCCGCACCGCAUUUCUUCAGUUUGUUUACAGGUAGGUAAACAGUUUUGGGGCAGUACGUGACAAUUCACAAUGGUGCGCAACAGCGCAGGACAAUAUUCGUGACGGUGCAUAAUCAUUCCAGAUGAAUCGCCAGCAAUUCGUGCCAUUAAUCGUAACAGUGGCAGCACUCCGUGCCAGCACCUGAUGCCUCUGCCCCAAAUCAUCCAAUUCAAUUCAAAUUUGUGAUCCCUGUCAUGAAUUUACAUUCGUGGUGUUCCUGACUUGUCAUCGUUAUGUGUAAAUGCAGCAUUAGACUGCGGUGUUGUCUGCAUUCUAAGUCAGCAAUGCACCAAUUAAAUUCUUUUUUGUUCUGAGUGAAACGAUGACCCUCAAAACAUCUUUAAAAAAAAAAACAAAACAAAGCUGAGGUUUAAAAAGGUGCGUGUUCUCCCUGAAACAAGUUUGAGCCCGUUUGUCUGCUACUGUGCGUCAAUGUUGAGAUUUUAAAAUGUUGUUGGUCAACAUAUAAUAUUUCCUCUUUGAAUUAGUAUUAUUGUUCUAUUUGCUCAGGUUGUGGCUUUGUUGUGUCUGUCCUAAAUCUUUACUUAUUAAAGCUGUCUACAGUCUCUUCA
Messenger RNA from Thalassophryne amazonica, 12656 nucleotides. RefSeq names its product phosphatidylinositol 4-kinase, catalytic, alpha a (gene pi4kaa). The record is from RefSeq and is a predicted model, not a curated record. The coding region runs from base 80 to 6460 and encodes 2126 amino acids. Lineage: Eukaryota; Metazoa; Chordata; Actinopteri; Batrachoidiformes; Batrachoididae. The transcript is spliced from 54 exons. Gene Ontology annotation, molecular function: 1-phosphatidylinositol 4-kinase activity. Gene Ontology annotation, cellular component: cytoplasm; plasma membrane. Gene Ontology annotation, biological process: phosphatidylinositol phosphate biosynthetic process; phosphatidylinositol-mediated signaling.